GUAUCGGCUAAGAAAUAGAAUACCAUCUCUGUCUGUGUGCCAUGUCCAUUGCUAUGGCGUUAAGCAUUUCUUGUAAUUACACAGCAGUUUCUGCCCAAAAUCAAGUGAGAGUGACUGUAAAGAGCAACAGUACUACAGCACUUGAAAACGUCAGAAACCUCGUAAGAGCUGUUGGGAUUCCUUCAGUUAAGUCUUCUCCGGUGGAAUCUCUCCAAAAGGGCAACUGGGUCAAGCUCAUUUGUGGUGCAAGCUUCGAGGAUGUGGUUGAUAUCAGAAAUCUCUCUCUUGUUUACACUCUUGCUGGAGUGGAUUGCAUAGACUGUGCUGCUGAUGCAUCAGUUGUGAGUGCGGUGAACGAGGGAAUUGAAGCAGCCACGGAGAUUUUUGAUCUUCUAAGGCCUUGGGUCAUGAUCAGUGUUAAUGAUGAUGAAGAUCUUCAUUUUCGCAAGGCUGAAUUUGAUCCUGAGGAUUGUCCUCUUGACUGCUCAAGGCCUUGUCAAAUGGUUUGUCCAGCUAAUGCAAUAUCUUUGGAGGAUAGAAAUUCAACAUCACAACUAUCCUAUGCCGCCAAUACAAAUGGUGGAUUCAAGGGUGGAGUUCUAACUGAGCGCUGUUAUGGAUGUGGCCGUUGCUUUCCUAUUUGCCCAUAUGACAAAAUAAAUGUGGUCACAUACAUAAGAGAUAUUAAUUCCACGGCUGAGCUUAUUAAAAGAGGUGAUGUUGAUGCUUUAGAGAUACAUACCAGUGCAAGGCAGACUUCUCCAUUUAAAGAACUUUGGGACGGUUUGCAAGAUUCAAUUAGACAUCUCCGACUAGUGGCGGUUAGUUUACCUGACAUUGGGGAGACAACAAUUACUUCUAUGAAUUCUCUGUAUUCGAUUAUGGAACCUCAUCUACAUUGCUUAAAUCUUUGGCAGUUGGAUGGCCGCCCAAUGAGUGGAGAUAUCGGCCGGGGUGCUACUAAGGCAUCCAUUUCUUUUGCUCGUCGCUUGGCUGCUACUCGAGAAAGACCGAAUGGCUUUCUUCAAUUGGCGGGUGGUACUAAUGCUCACACAGUUGAUGGGUUGAGAAAAGUUGGGCUUUUCCAAACGUCAUCCUCUUCUGAGAACUCGAGGGACGAAAAGCUAAAGGUUGGUUCACCGAGUCCUAUGAAUGCUUCAAUCGCGGGUGUUGCUUAUGGUGGCUAUGCAAGAAAGAUUGUUGGGAGAGUCUUGAGUACCAUGCAGUCUCAGCAAGGCGCUGUUCGCAUCGAGGAGCACCCGGAGCAUCUUCUUCAAGCGCUUAGAGAAGCCCUUGCUUUAGUUGGAACUGUGAAAUGUUAUGAUCCGUCACCAGUACUUCUACAAUAGCAUUCGACAUAUUGGCAUUCUCAUUUCACCAUAUCAGCGGGUGAUAAACAGUUAUUGGAUAUGAUGAAUUUUCAACAAGUUUGUCUUACACUCUGUUGUGGUAGUUUUGCUAUGUUGCCAAAUCUAUGGUCAUUACAUCACUAACGAAUAAUAUUUUGUUACGAGGAAACAAAUAUAUAU
Molecule: messenger RNA, 1529 nt
Organism: Morus notabilis
Lineage: Eukaryota; Viridiplantae; Streptophyta; Magnoliopsida; Rosales; Moraceae
Exons: 13
Coding region: 42-1349 (435 amino acids)
Source: RefSeq, a predicted model, not a curated record